CAAACUCUCUAGCCAGCUCUCCUUUUUUUGACAGGCUCAAAGUAUCCUACAUUUUCCAUUUGACCCCCUCCCCCAGAAAUGAUCAUUAACUUCCCUAUCUAAUGGAAAAGAAAAAUAUUAGGGACUCAUGAAGGAUAUUAAUGGCAUUUUGCAUUAUAUCAUAAAUGAGAGGAGUGUAUGAGAAGGAAGGGGAAGUCAUAGAUUUUAUGUGCAAAAAGUGUAUAUAAAUACUAGGGAACCUGAAUGCAUGGAGAUGAAUAAAGUGAGAGUUCUUUUUAGGGUAUAGAUGCCAGAUGCGGUUUGAUAAUAGCAUUUGGCAAAACCUAAUGAAGAAAGAAAGAAAAAAGAACAAUGUCUGGUUAAAUCAUUUGUCCUGCUCUUUUUUAUGUUUCUUGUGUUUAACUUCAAGCCUUUCCUCUUCUUCUGAUAUAUAUUAACCAUCAUGUGAACUUUAUAUUGCAACAAAAUCAAGCACAGAAAAAUGGAGAUUUCAUUGAGAGCGGGAUGCAUGGCAGUUUUUGCAGUGUCGGGAAGCGUUGUUCUUCUUUCCCUCAAAGCCCACAAGCACCUCAUGUCUGAUUUCAUGAACAAGAUUGAAUUUGAAUUUGGGAUAGUGAAAGGUGAAAAUGAGAAAAAGGUGAGGUUUUUAGAGGAAGCGGAGGUAUUGCCGUCGAUUGGCCAUGAUGACCAUUACCCGGAGAAGGAGAAGAAGAAGCAAGCAUCACCGUCAACCAAUCUGAGGAGAGGGGUGGUCGAUGAUGAGAAGAGGUUCAAGUCAAUGCCUGAAAAUUGGCAAGCCCUUUACAGAGGGAUUAUUCAAUUUAGGUCUCUCAAACGGCACAAUGUGUGACUUCUGAAAUUCUGAUUUACAUGCUCAUGUAAAUAAAGUUGCUGUUGUAGUACUUUCUUUGAUACUACUGUAUAAUCUAGUUGCAGAAUAUGCCAAUGUGGGUUCAACAUGCCAAUUUUGUAUAUUACUAGUUGAUAGGUUUCAUUGUGAAAUUGAACUGUAUAUAUAUAUAUCUACAAUAUUAUAAGAGGGAAUAUUGUUAGGGGUGUAAUGGUGAUAAAAAAAAAUGUUGGUGUCUCUUAAUGCAUUAAGCCCUUAUACCUUA
This is a messenger RNA of Cuscuta epithymum, 1115 nucleotides long. NCBI's taxonomy places the organism in Eukaryota, Viridiplantae, Streptophyta, Magnoliopsida, Solanales, Convolvulaceae. The record is from the annotation of a GenBank genome assembly.